Molecule: messenger RNA, 2092 nt
Organism: Patiria miniata (bat star)
Lineage: Eukaryota; Metazoa; Echinodermata; Asteroidea; Valvatida; Asterinidae
Product: glutathione gamma-glutamylcysteinyltransferase-like
Exons: 2
Coding region: 349-1038 (229 amino acids)
Biological process (GO): response to metal ion; phytochelatin biosynthetic process
Molecular function (GO): glutathione gamma-glutamylcysteinyltransferase activity; metal ion binding
Source: RefSeq, a predicted model, not a curated record
GGUCAGGGAGCCAGACAAUUUUUUGUUGUCUGCGCGGCGAAAGUGUGAUACGAAAAACCUACGAAAAUCUUCCUACCCGGGUUAAUUACGGCGCGUCGUGACACAGCAUUUUUAUCAUCCGAGUUCAAAUUACAUGUUGCCAGACUGUUAAGCUUAAAAGUCUGGCAACAGGUAAUUUGAACUCUGAUGAUAAAAAUGCUUUGUCACGUCGCGCCGUGUACGUAGGAAGAUGUUUGUAUUACAUUUGCCAACAAUCGUUCUAACUGCGAAUUUUGAAUUUAUCUCUCUCUUGAGUCUUUGCCACUAUACCUCACCAGACUUUAGUUUUUGCCAGGUUCCAAGGCGGAUAUGGAGGGAACCAUUAAAGUAAGCGACCCGAUUCCUUUGGAAUCUGAGGAAGGCCAGCGGCUUCUGGAUGAAGCUGAAGCUCGUCAAGACAUCUUAAUGGACAUGUUUGACUUCCAGCAGCACUUAUCGCAUUGUGGCAUACAGAGUGCAGCGCUCCUACUUGCAUCCUUUGAAUGUGGAAAAGCGUGUCGUGAAGCAGGCCACUGCAACUUCAGACACUGUAAGGACAUUAAGGAGCAGUACCACGGAUUUGCUAUGUUCGCCUUCAAGGAGACCGAGGAGAUCAUUACCCAUGAUGUCAUCCAGAAAACAGGCACCACGUUGGUGGAUGUAGGCCAGUUACUUGUCAGCCACAAACACCAAGCUACUGUGUACUUCGGUCAAGAGUCCUCCGUGGAUGAAUUCCGCUGUCUAGCCGUGGAAGCCCUGCGUCAAGAAGAUUCCAGCGCUGGAGUUAUUCUAAACUUCCAGCGAUACCUUUUGGGACAAAUCGGGAAGGCGUCCCAGUAUGGACAUCACAGUCCCCUUUGUGCAUAUCACAAAGCCACUGACCGCUUUCUAAUGCUCGAUACUAAUGUUGGCAAGCCUAAAUUGUGGUUAAAGACUGAGGACUUGUUUCAUGCAAUGCAAGAUGUUGAUGUAGCUACUGGAAAGUCGCGAGGAUUUGUGAUCAUGGGUGGUGUUAUCUGAACAUACUCACAGGCAGUAUAUUAACUUGCAGUAUCCCAUGUCUUUUUAGCUUGUGUACAGGGUUCAAUUCUAUUUUAAAAGGACCAUUGCCAUGACCAGUGUCUCCCUAAAUAUUAAAUAUUUUACUGCAAAAUGUCUCCCAAAAGUACCAUUUAAUUUUGUCAGCCAAUCUUUGUUCCAGUUAACUUUGUAAGCCAAUCUACUUUAGUUGUGCACUAACAUGACUAAAUCAUACAACUCAAAACCAUUGAUGGUCAUCUACAUGUACCUUGGCCGUUUCCCUAAUGAUGUAACCAUCUGUACCAUUGUCAUAAUAAGGGAAUGAAUAUGUGCUGCGCCGGUUUUAAACAAGUAUGUUCAAAACUUGCAAGAGGCCUGGACGUGGGUAAAGCCCGAUUCAUACUCGGAGCAAAAGCGAACGCGAAUUUGUGACAUCAUGGAGAUUAUUCGUGAUGCGAAUUUGUAAAAGUUGAACACAUUUUUGCGAAUUUAGCAGCGAAUGUUUCAUGACGUUAAAUUCGCUUUCGCGUUCGCAUGAAGUAUGAACCGGGCUUAAUAGCUCGAGCCAAAGGCGAGGGUCAUUAUCUGUGUCCUUGUUUUAAACGUACUUGUUCAAUACCGGCCAAGCACAUAUUUGUUCCCUUGCAUAAAAUAACUUUUCGGUCAAAAGUCAAAAUUAAAGCAUUUCCAGCAAUGUUCUUCAACAGUAUUACUUCAUGUUUUGUGAAACACCCUUCUCACCAUGUCUGUGGUAUACACCUUGCGCACGGCACGUACUGCGCGAUGUGGCGCAAAACGCAGCAGUGUUUUAUCAGCGGUUUAAAUCCACCCACGUGACAGGCUCUCAAUUCAUUUGAAUUGGUAAACUGGCUUAGGUAUUUAUGAAUGUAACGUAAUGGUGUAUCAAGAUAUCAAUUUAGAAAAAAAACCUAGAUAACGGUCUGUGUAAUGUAUGUUCUAAAUAUUACAUAUCGAUUACUUCUUUGGAACAAGUAUUGCUGCGCAAAAAAGUGAAUAAAUUUGAAGAAAGACAAUUUAAGAGUUUUAAAAAGCA